Molecule: messenger RNA, 1253 nt
Organism: Pyrus x bretschneideri (Chinese white pear)
Lineage: Eukaryota; Viridiplantae; Streptophyta; Magnoliopsida; Rosales; Rosaceae
Exons: 2
Coding region: 158-1084 (308 amino acids)
Source: RefSeq, a predicted model, not a curated record
UCUCUCUCGACUUCUGUCUUUUAUGUAAACACCACACCAUGAACAAACCAUGACAACACUUCUCUCUCUAUCUCUUUAAAAAACACCCGUUUGUGUCAUUCACUCCAAUCAUUUCUCCGACCAAGUUGAAGAACACGGUUGGUAGAAAAUAAUUAGAAUGGGAGCGGUGAGGUUUCAGAGAGUGGCGGCGGCGUUCGAUGAGGUGGCGCGGGUGAGGCUGUGCGAGAGCAGCGGGAGCGAGUACUCCGCGGCGGGGGAGAGUUUUGCGGAUUUGUCUGAUCUUGUCAAGUCCUUCAUCGAGGGAGGGGAUUUCGAAGAACGGGGUGACGACCAAGACGUUGUCCGGAACGAGAAGGAACACUUAGUCGAUGAGAAAUCGGAGGCCGGUGAUUGGUCGGAUUCGGAGACCAAGAAUUCUAUGGAGAGUUUGUUUGAUGUAAAAAGUGACGGGUUGAAGAAGAAGAUUGUUACUGAGGUGGAGGUUGCAUUGGCGGGCAUCGGGGACGACAAUUCGUCUCCGGCGUUCAAAAGGAGGUUGAUGACUCACUUGCGCCAGAAGGGUUUUGAUGCUGGCCUUUGCAAAUCAAAGUGGGUGAAAUCGAGCCGGUUUCCAGCAGGGGACUACGAGUUUGUCGAUGUCAACCUCAAAGGAACUCGUUACAUUGUCGAACUAUUCCUUGUUAGAGAGUUCGAAAUUGCUCGUCCCACGACACGUUACACAUCACUCCUUGACGUCUUUCCAAACACAUUCGUCGGAGAAGUCGAUGAGCUGAAGAAAAUCGUGAGGCUAAUGUGCACGGCGAUCAAACAAUCUAUGAAGAGCGUGGACAUGUCAAUGCCGCCAUGGCGGCGAAACGGGUACAUGCAGGCCAAAUGGUUUGGAUCCUACAAGCGCACAACAAAUGCAGUAGCAUCAUCAGCCGCCGCGAAUGCGACAUUGGAAUCCAACCAUGGAUUUGGUGGUGUUCAGAGAUCAAUGGGGUUUGAGGCCUUGCCUACGAAGUCUUACUAUUGCAGAGAUGAUUUUGCUGGUAAGAAUGGCUUGACAAUUGGGCGGUUGACUGCGGCGUUUCAAGAGCUAUAGCUGUCGUUUUGUCUUGAUUUAUUUUUGUUGUAUUAAAUUUGAGAGUAUAAUUUUGGUGCUACGGUCCUAAUUGUAAAUACCCAUCUCGGUUUUGAUUAGAGAAAAUGUAUGUAAAAUACCCAUAAAUAUUUAUUUAUUUUUUAAAUAAAUUGUAAGAUAAAUUUGUUCC